Messenger RNA from Drosophila teissieri, 773 nucleotides. RefSeq names its product calmodulin. The coding region runs from base 134 to 628 and encodes 164 amino acids. Gene Ontology annotation, cellular component: myosin II complex. The record is from RefSeq and is a predicted model, not a curated record. The transcript has a single exon. Gene Ontology annotation, molecular function: calcium ion binding. Lineage: Eukaryota; Metazoa; Arthropoda; Insecta; Diptera; Drosophilidae.
AAUAAAUAAAUAAUAACAACAGUAGGCGUCUCUUUUUUUAAGUCAUAAAAAUGUUUUGAAAUAAAGUUUGUCGAAAAUUUGUGGUGAGUGUUCAGUGACCCCAAAAAUUUGCCAGCCCCAACCCCUUUUGGCCAUGGAUUACGACUUCCUAACUCCGCCGCCGGAGGAACGGAUCAUUCGCACCCACAAUCUGACCGAGGAACAGGUCAAGGAUCUGCAGAUUGCCUUUUCCAUAUUUGACGACCAGGACACCAAGGUUAUUCCCAUAACAAAUCUCAGGCCACUAAUGCUAACUGUGGCCCACAAUCCCAGUGAUGGGGAGUUGCAGGACAUCUAUGCCGAGAUCGAUGCUGAUGGAAGCGGUGAGUUAUAUCUCAGCGAUUUUCUUUACAUAAUGUCCCAGAGAUACGCAAACAUGUCCACCGAGGAUGAGAUAAUAGCCGCAUUCAGAGUGUUUGACAAACAAGGAACCGGCCUCAUAUCUGAAACGGAGUUUCGUCACAUAAUGCAGAACAUGGGGGAGCAACUGACGGAUGAUGAGGUGGAGGAGAUCAUCCGGGAUGCAAAUUCCGAUUUGGAAGGCAACAUUGACUACGUGCGAUUUGUCAAAACGAUGUCCAGCACAUAAGGAAAAAGCAGGCUUGGGGGGUUGGGAAACCGACCUAUCAGUUUCAUCCAAACACUUUCGGCUCAUUCUCGUUCGUAAAUUCCAACAGUCUAUAGCCCUGAAAGCUAUUCGAUAUAUCUUGAUAAACACCGAAAAUCCUUGAAAU